CCUAGCUCAGCACUUAAAGUCGGCAGCAUGGUGCUCAGCAAUGUUUAUGCAGCAGCCCUCUGCUCUGCCUUGAUUGGCACGAGCAGUGCGGCCAGGUUUAGCGCUGAGGAAUAUAGCUCUGGAGAAGUGCACCACAACAUCAUGGGCAUGAAGAUGGCACAAUGGGAGGAAGAAAUGCAAACCGGUGCAAUGAAUAGCUCACAAUGGCCAGAGCUCGGCUUCACGAAAUGCGAGAACGGCUUCGCUGCUGCCAUUCCUGGAGAUGUCAACAACACCUUCAGCUGCCACAACACCGAUUUGUACCAUUUUUUGCCACAUUCCGCUCUCGGCAGUGUUGGGCGAGGUAGUAGCAUGUGGGGCUGGACAUCAAAGGAUGGUAGAGAGAUCGUGGCGAUUGGACAGUAUGACGGUACUGCCUUCGCUGAGAUCACUUCGGAGGGCAAGAUUUCAUACCUGGGUCGCCUGCCACAAUACGAUGCUAUUGGAUCGAAUUGGAGAGAGAUUCGCAUCGUUGGCGAUUACGCCGUCAUUGGAUCUGAGGCGAUCAAGCACGGUGUUCAGAUCUUCGACAUGAAGAAGACUUUGGAUCUCGACCCAGCGAACCCAAAGAACUUCACACAAGCCGACCUCAGCUCUCACUGGGACGAACUACCAGUCGGCCGAACUCACAACAUCGUUGUCAACGAGGAGCUCAACUACGCCAUCGCUUGUGGCUCUGUUGGCGGCAACGAGACUAUCCGAGUCCGUGGAGACCUGCCCUGCCGCGGUGGUCUUAUCUUCCUUGAUAUGAGCGACCCAAACAAUGUGACCUCUCCAGGCUGCGCAGCAGGUGACGGAUAUGUCCACGAUGCUCAAUGUGUUGUCUACCGCGGUCCAGACACCCGCUACUACGGCCGGGAUGUCUGCUACGCAUUCAAUGAAGGUAAAAUUUACCGCCAGCGGGCACCCACUUCUCCAACGAAAUUUCGAGUAAACAACAUGACCUGGCAAGAAUACCUCUUCCUCGACGACGAAUUCGACGAGCGUGACGCCGACGUAGGCCCAAUGACCCAAGGUCUCCCAACAACCCACAUCUUCGACAUCCGUGACCUCGAAAACCCAUUCUACACCGGAAACUUCAACGGCCGUAAACGAUCCAUCGACCACAACCAAUACAUCGUCGACAACUAUCUCUACCAAUCCAACUACGGCAACGGGCUCAAUGUCUGGGACAUAUCAUCCGUGACCGAAGACCCCAGCGGAGGCAGCAUUUGCGAAGCCGGCUGGUUCGACAUUUACCCCGAGGACGACGAAUUUGAAGGCGGAGGUAGCGUUGCUUUCCUCGGAUCAUGGCACUCUUGGCCAUAUUUCAAGUCUGGUUUCAUUUUCGUGCAUACCAUCGAGCGAGGCUCAUUCGUCGUUAAGAUGAACUCGAAAGAGUGCGUGAAACCAAAGGUCUGCAAGAGCAAUACCUGUUUGAGCUCGCUCAGGGCUAGCAGCAUUGAAGGAAGAUUGGAGCAGUCUCAACAGUUCUGUCACACGUGGUUGCAGAGGCAGAGAAUUGAGGAGAAUCUGAUCCCAGACUACGCCAGGACUGGGUGUGCAGGCGAGAAUGUUGUGGAGGCUGUCAGCAGUGCUUGUGGCUGUGUGCCUACUUCUGCAGUGCCAGAGUUGCCGAGAACGACCAGUCGGCCACCUGUGCCUACAGUCUUGCCAGCGAAGAGGUCGCCGAUGACUGCCAUGUAGUCGGGUCAUUUCUGGGCAGUGUCUAAGUGACAUCGGGCGAAAAAUAUGGCACAUCGGCUUUGUUGAUGCUGCGAGGCUUAGAAACACGAUAUGAUGAAGAUACGUCGACAUGAUGAUAGUCAUAAAAAGCGUGGGAUUGCAUGUUCGUUCACACUCUCUCAG
This is a messenger RNA of Cercospora beticola, 1887 nucleotides long. RefSeq lists its product as uncharacterized. The record is from RefSeq and is a predicted model, not a curated record. NCBI's taxonomy places the organism in Eukaryota, Fungi, Ascomycota, Dothideomycetes, Mycosphaerellales, Mycosphaerellaceae. Gene Ontology annotation, cellular component: extracellular region.